AUGUUUCUUAGAAAUACAAAGCCCCAAGCAAACGGUUUCGUAAGCGUCAACAGGUGCACCACCUCCGCACCUGUUUUCGUAGCAGGAUAAUAAAAUGAAUGGAAAGGGACGGGUGCUUGGCAGUGGCAGCUCUAAGCCCGAAGCAGAUGACAGCUGAGCCUGUGAAGAACAUCCUCUGUCAAGAAGAAACUGCGAUUUAGUGCAGACUCAGAAUGGCCACCUUCAAGCGAUUCCCACCAGCUCUCUGGAUUGACUUGAUUUUAGUCUUUGCCUGGACCCAAGUGAGUGCUCAAGACUCCGGAGUGACAGCUGCUCUCGAUGACGUUAAAGCGAGUGAUGGUCAGUCAAGAGAACCCACUGAAAAGAUACAAAUUAAACCCGCAGUAGUCUACGCUUCGGUUUUCCCUACAGAACUCGAGAAUGUGAAAGACAGAGUCGAGAUCAACCUUGACGGAGAACACCCAGGGUGUUGCUUUCGUGGGUUCAGGUACAAUCAUGGCUGCGUUAUCAACAUCCAGGAAUUUUAUUUCAUCUGCAUCGAUGGAGAUUGGUUUGAUAUAAACCCGGACAAACAUAUGUUUUACACUAUUGGAAACAAGAGGAAAGAAGUGUCCAUUAUAAAAAAUGUAGGUUGAAGCAGUCAAGAGUUCUAUGGACCGAUAUUUGGUAUCAAAAUUAAGUCUGAAAUAUAUCCAGGUAAAAUGCUCGCUCCAUCCUCUAGAAAACUGAAGCAUGUACCUACUAGGUGAAGUCUGGAUGCCAAUAUUUCUUUGGUGUUCGUUAAAAUCUCUUCAAUAAUUCCAAAAUCAACCACAAAAAUUGAAAUGUGGAGUUUAUAAAUAAAUUUAUUUGAGAUCUGACUAUUUAUAAUCUGGACUUAUUUAUUUAGCCCCGUAGGGUGUUAGUGCCGUCAGUGCACCUCAUGUGUUGCACUGUAGGCAUUACUUACGGUUCUUUGCAGCGUGCCUUCGGCCCCUGGGGUGCAACCCAUUUUAUUCUUUUUACUCUACCUCCGUUCAUAUUCUCUUUCUUCCAUCUUACUUUCCACCCUCUUGUAACAAUUGAUUCUUAGUGCAACUGCGAGGAUUUCUUCCUGUUACACCUUUCAAACCUUUCACCCUCAAAUUCCGUUUCGUCGCUGAAUGACCUCAUAGGUCCCAGUGCCUUGACCUUGGGCCUAAAUUCUGUAUUCAGUUUAAUCCAAUUUAUACUUAACAGAUGUGCAAGAGUUACUUUGAUUAUUGUUGUCCAGCAUAUUCACCAUCCUCACUUCACUUUAGUAAUGGGAGAGUUCACCCUACUCUCUUUAUGAGUAAUCAUUGUUUUUCUUUGGGCUUGAGUUAAAAACACUGAUUGUAUGGUGAAUAUCUGAUUGUGAAUCUCAUUUAGCUUCUAAUGUAUUUUAAUUGGUAUUAGGAAGAAUAAAAAAAAUGA
This is a messenger RNA of Macrobrachium nipponense, 1434 nucleotides long. RefSeq lists its product as uncharacterized. Bases 213 to 635 code for a protein of 140 amino acids. The record is from RefSeq and is a predicted model, not a curated record. The transcript has 5 exons. NCBI's taxonomy places the organism in Eukaryota, Metazoa, Arthropoda, Malacostraca, Decapoda, Palaemonidae.